AUGUGGGAAAAGAGAGCGAGUGGUAGCUGGGAGUUUCUAGAAGACCUGUCCCAAACGAUCGCAUCGCAGAAGAAAUCUGGGAAGGGGAGGAAGCAACCGAUCAGGCUAAAUCGUGAGCUCACGACACAAAAAGGAAGCACAGAGAAAGUAGGUCAGGUUUCCACGGGCCCGCUGCUCAUCGACUACGACGGCUCGGUGCUGCCCUUCCUCGGGGGGCUGGGCGGCAGGUACCAGCGGACCCUGGUGCUGCUCACCUGGGUCCCGGCCCUCUUCAUCGGCUUCAGCAAGUUCUCGGACUCCUUCCUUCUGGACCAGCCCGACUUCUGGUGCCGGGAGGCGGACGGGCAGGGCAACUGGAGCGGGUCCCUGGCGCCGGGCCACGCCAACCGCAGCGGCAACGGCAGCAUCUUCCCCCCGCCCGGGCUGCCCACCCCCGCGGGGGGCAACGCCAGCGAGUGUGACUGCCACGAGUGGCACUACCGCAUCAGAGCCGGCCUCGUCCAAAACGUCGUGAGCAAGUGGGAUCUUGUUUGUGAUUCUGCCUGGAAAGUUCACAUUGCUAAAUUCUCCCUACUGGUAGGAUUAAUCUUCGGCCACUUAAUAACAGGAUGUAUAGCUGACUGGGUUGGUCGACGGCCUGUACUGCUCUUCUCUGUCAUAUUCAUUUUGAUAUUUGGACUGACUGUGGCACUCUCAGUGAACGUGACCAUGUUCAGCACACUCAGGUUUUUUGAGGGGUUUUGCCUGGCUGGAAUAGUCCUCUCCCUGUACGCACUGCGGAUAGAGCUCUGUCCCCCUGGGCACCGGUUCAUGAUCACCAUGGUGGCGAGCUUCAUCGAAAUGUCGGGGCAGUUCCUCAUGCCAGGGCUGGCUGCCCUCUGCAGGGACUGGCAGGUCCUCCAGGCAGUCAUCAUCUGUCCUUUCCUGCUGAUGCUGCUCUACUGGGUUAUUUUCCCAGAGUCCCUUCGGUGGCUGAUGGCUACACAGCAGUUUGAGGCAUCCAAGGAACUGAUCCUUCAGUUCACGCACAAGAACAGGAUGAACACGGAAAGCGACAUCAAAGGAGUGGUGCCCGGGCAUAGGAUGGACGAAUCAGUGCAUAGGAUGGACGAUGCUGUGGGAAUGAAGCUGUUGUCUGUUCCUCAUUUGUUGCAGAAUUUGGAAGAGCUGGAAAAGGAGAUCACCAGGAGACCGAAGAAAGUCUGCAUUGUUAAAGUGGUGGGAACAAGGAACCUGUGGAAAAACAUUGUAGUAUUGUGUGUGAACUCGCUGACUGGUUACGGCAUACACCACUGUUUUGCAAAAAGCAUGAUGGGGCACGAAGCGAAGAUGGCAAUUACCCACAACUUCUAUGCGGACUACUACACCAUGGCUGGGAUUGCCCUGGCAUCCUGCCUGGCCAUGUGCCCGGUGGUCGGGUUUCUGGGGAGAAGAGGAGGACUCCUGCUUUUCAUGAUCCUUACAGCCCUGGCAUCGCUUCUGCAGCUGGGCCUUCUCAACUUGAUCGGAAAAUACAGUCAACUUCCAGACUCAGGUAUGAGUGACAGCGUCAAAGACAAAUUCUCUACUGCGUUUUCCAUCGUGGGUAUGUUUUCUUCGCAUGCCGUUGGAAGCCUCAGCGUGUUCUUCUGUGCUGAAAUCACACCCACAGUAAUCAGGGGAGGCGGGCUGGGGCUGGUCCUGGCCAGUGCGGGCUUCGGCCGCCUGACCGCCCCCAUCAUGGAGCUCCACAACCAGAAAGGCUACUUCCUCCACCACGUCAUCUUCGCCUGCUGUACGCUCAUCUGCAUCAUCUGCAUCCUGCUGCUGCCGGAGAGCAAGAACCAGAACCUGCCCGAAAACAUCCCGGACGGGGAACAUUACACCCGGCAGCCCCUCCUGCCGCACAAGAAGGGGGAGCAGCCCCUGCUCCUGACAAACUCUGAACUCAAGGAUUACUCCGGCCUCCACGAUUCGGCAGCUGUGAGCGACGGGAUCUCAGAGAACACCACUGCCAACGGGAUGAAGUCGAUGUAACCGGGUGGAUUUUUUUUUCCUUCUUUUUUUUUGGUUGGGUGUUUUUUUUUUCCCUUCUCCUCUUUCUUUCGUAUUUUAUUUGAUGCUGUUGUGCAGGAGGAGCAGCACUUUGGGCAAAGGUGUUUGCACAGAUUUUACAAACCAGUGAUGGAGCAGACACAGACUUGGGGGAAUUCAACUCUGCUGCUAAAGCAACUUUUGGCAUCUUCAACUGUUGUGCAGAUUGCUCUUGAAAAAGUUAUGGGGGAAAAGACUCAUCUGGGAAAAGACCUGGCCGGAGGGAGCCCUUCAGAACUCUUUUUUUCCUGCCAUUAAAUACAUAUAUUUAUUUUGAUUUAUUCUCAAGAAGCACUUUAUUUCCUUUUCCUUUCAUAGAUCACAAAAAUGAAGCCAUCUUAUAAUAAGAGGUGCAGCCAUUCCAAGAAAGAAACCGUGGGGGGGUUGUUUUCUGUUUUGUUUUUGUGUUUCUUUAAAGGAAAGAGGGAUCCACUGCAAAGUUGAAUUGACUGAAAUUUAGACUUGUGCAAAAUUCUUGUGCCUGUCUAGAAAGUCCAAGCGCCCAGGUUGCCUGCUGUGUUUGUAUACACCAAAAAAAAAAAGAAAAAAAAAAAAGAAAAACCUGUUGUGACUCUGACUGCAUUUUAGGAAGCUUAUGUUUGUUUUUGUAGCCCAUGCGCACUUAAAAGUUACUUUCUAAAUUAGUACUGGGGUUUUUUUCACCGAAUGCAGUGAAGAAAAUCCUACCUAACCAAGCUGAUUUUUCAACGAGAAUCAGCCUUCUGCAUUUUAAGAGUCCAUUAAUCUAUUUUAGACGGUUCCCGCUGGUCUUUAAUAGUAAUAUAGAUGAUGUAAGUGAUUUGACCAAUGAUGCAAAAAUUAGUUUUUCCAAGAAUGGCUUUAAUUACCAGGCGGCCCAGAAUCUCUUGAUUGACUGCUCCAGGAGAAGAGCAUAGACCAGCAGGGACAAAAAGUAAGGAGCGUGGGCUACGAUCUCUACUUUUAUUCCAAAAGGCAGCGCGGCUGGGAUUCCCGCUCCUGGGAAGUGAGUGCCCUGGCACUGCUUUACCUGUUUUUAGAACCAGGGUUUUUGUUUUCAAUUUAAGUGGACAAAAUGCUUAAGUGACUGUCGGAAAGGAAUGAAUUGAUAGCCUGUGAAUAAUGACUUACAGUUGGCUGUCCUGGGGCUUUUAGAGAUGUUUUCUGGUUCUGACCCAAGCAUAUACAGUGAACUCACCCAGAUUUCCCCCCUUCCCCAGCUGCUCUCGUAGGACUUCCAUUCAGAAAAAAAAAAAGUUUACUUAAAUUGGAUGGAUCCUACUCUAGGCUAAGCAAAGCGAACACCCAGUUUGUCUCUUACUGUGCAGAUGGCACUUUGAUAGUGGCCGCCUGACUUCUCUCCUCCAGCCCCCAAACCAUUUCCUUUGGCCAUCAGCUUCUGGUUCUCACUGUGAAUAUCGUGAGGAUCUAGUUCAAUGCAAGAACUUUGUAAACAAACAGCUUUCUUGCAUUGUAGUUAACCUCCCUGCUCUCCCUCCCUCUUCUCCUUUCUCAGGCCAUCCAUUUGUGAUUGCUCAGUAGUGCAGACGUUCAAACAACCAGAGCAGCAGGAUGUUGAUGUUGUAUUGAGUGUCCAUAUGAUUGCCACUUUGUUUGAUGUACAUCUUGCGUUCGUACGCAUGGAAAGCGCUCAUUUGCACUUUCCUCCUCUACCUUCCCUCCCCCUUUGCUGUAUCUUUCCUCUUCUACCUUCCCUCCCUCCUUUGCUGUAUAUAUUGUCGAUUAACUACUGUACCUAACAAUUUCCAUCCUCUAUUAGGCUGCCGAUGUCCUCUUACAGGCCCAAAUAAAUCAGAGAUACGUGCUUCCCAGCAGGCAAUGCAGUAAGUAGCGCGGCCUCAGACACUGACGCGUGCAAGGGGACAGGUAGACCUGCAGAAACGACAGAGAUUGUUGCGUUCAGAGUAACAACGUUGUCCUAAAGCUGCUAAUUUUUGUACAGAGGAUGCGGACAUUCAGGUUCUUCUUGAGCCUGGUAAGAAACACUGGACCAGUUGAUGGUAGUUUUGCCCAAAGUUACACUACUGGGUUUUUUCACCUUUGCUAGACUUGCUGUGACAGCAAGAGCCCAAUCUUCCUUACACUCAAGUUUUAUUGUCGAGCUUGAGCACGGCUGCUUCUCUUUUUGUUCUGCGCUGAGACUUCCGCAGUCUGUGUUCACCUAAGGAAAAAAAAAACCAGGCCUUCCCCAUUCAUGCAGUAUUCACGUGCCAAAUUUGUGCAAUAACUUUUGCCUUUGAUAUGAGAUGCUUGUUGCAAGCCACACACAUUGGGGGGGGAAGCGGGUUCACAACAAAAAAUUGAAGAAGCAAAACAAGCCUUCAUGGAAAAGGGCCUGAAAGCGGGGGAGCAGGGGCGAGCGCAGAGGCGGAGAGCAGCGUCCUGCCAUCCAUCACGCCAUGGAGUCAGCGGCUCCUUCGUUCGUGGUCUCUGUGCGUGUGUGCUCAAGCUACGGUAUGGCUCUUGUAGACCGUCCACAAGCCUAUCAAACCGGCUGCUUCCGGCACUGUCAGCGGUCCUGCUGUGCUCGCCGCUGUUGUCCACAGCACUUUAUCGUUUCCUAUUCUGGUGGUUGCUUUCUGAUGACAGACGGGCCCAGGGAAGAGAAUGGUUGUUUAAACAUAUCAACAUUUAUAUAGUAAACAAACUAGGUGACAGGAACAAGCGGCGAUUUUUUUUUAAAAGUCUUACGGAAUUGUCUUGAUUUGCUGCUUUUUUGGGUUUUUUGCCUGAAACCAGGUAGUCGGUACUGAUCUUCUGCAACGUGGGGAUCCCCAGCUUCUUAAGUUGGUCUGGCCCUCUGCCUCUGUCAUGACAAUAAAACACAAACUAAUUUCCUGCUUUGGCAGCUCCAGUUUUGCUCCUUUUCCUGAAAAGAUGAACACCUCUGUGAUGAUUAUUUUUUUCCACACACGCUCACAGAGUUGGAAAGCUUUUGCUAAGCCUAUCUUGUGUGGAGGAGUCGGGUACCAGGUGAUGCAGCAGGGCAGAAAGGAAACGCGGAGAUGCUUACUCUGCUCUGCCUAGUCCUGCGGCAGGACAGGGCUCUCUGCUGGGGUCCCAGUCUGCCGCACCAUCGGCUCCUCGGACGCCUCUCCUCCGCAGCCAUCGCCAGGAAAGGCUUUUCUCAGGCGGCUCUUUCUGGCCACCGCAACAGGGGAAGCGGUCAAAGCUGUCCUGUCCAUUUUGGCCUUUUUCUGUGAACCUUCAGUAACCUCUAAGACCAUCAGUGGAUUUUUCUUUGGGUUUACCAUUUAAGGGCUUUCUUCCAUCUUUGUAAGUUUAAACAAAAAUGUGAAUGUGACAUUAUGCUUGAUCUUGGGGGGUUUUGUCCCCUUUUAAGGUUUCAGUACUGCUUUUGUUGCCAGACACACUGCAAAGGGAUAACGACAGUUGCCUGUUUGCAAGUGUUUUGUGGCCACUCAGAAAGGGGGUUGUGUGAUUUACUUUUUGGGUUUGUUGAGCAGGCUUUUUUUUUUUUUUUUUUUUUUGAAGGGUUUUUUUGGAAGUAUUUUACUUAACUGUUGCCACUUCCUGGAGCCAAACACUAAAGGUCACCAAAUUGGAAGCAGAAGUGCCAUUAACUGAACUCUGUGAAUGUCAAGUCAAGUUGCGCCUGUAGCUGGCACAUAAGACAACACUAUUAAGUGGGGGGAUGAUCUCCCCUGCUGUAACUCUCUUCUGGGGUUUUUUGGGGUUUUUUUGAAGAAAAAUAAAAUGACAAACCUCAUUUUAAAUGUAUUGUGUAAAAUGUUUCAGGAAAGGAGUAUGGUGUGUUAUGUCUAGUGGGUGAGACCUCCCUCCCCAUUUCAGCUUCUGAUGAAGUUUUAAAGAAUCGUGUUACUGUACGUUUUGAUCAUGAAUAGUCUGGUGGUGCUUCCUCAUAGCACAAGCUUAAAUCAAGUACUGAAAACAGUCUUACAAGCUAAAUGUCUGCAUGAUGUUACAUCUGUUGUACCUACUGAAAAGAACUUUGUAUGUAAAUGUACAGAAUAAAAUGACGUUGUCCCAUCA
Messenger RNA from Aptenodytes forsteri (emperor penguin), 6087 nucleotides. It is a transcript of the gene SLC22A23, whose product is annotated as solute carrier family 22 member 23. The record is from RefSeq and is a predicted model, not a curated record. Gene Ontology annotation, molecular function: transmembrane transporter activity. Gene Ontology annotation, cellular component: membrane. Bases 1 to 2016 code for a protein of 671 amino acids. The transcript has 12 exons. Gene Ontology annotation, biological process: transmembrane transport. Lineage: Eukaryota; Metazoa; Chordata; Aves; Sphenisciformes; Spheniscidae.